Molecule: messenger RNA, 1667 nt
Organism: Colossoma macropomum (tambaqui)
Lineage: Eukaryota; Metazoa; Chordata; Actinopteri; Characiformes; Serrasalmidae
Gene: sf3a2
Product: splicing factor 3a, subunit 2
Exons: 8
Coding region: 124-1038 (304 amino acids)
Biological process (GO): spliceosomal complex assembly
Cellular component (GO): U2-type prespliceosome; catalytic step 2 spliceosome; nucleus
Molecular function (GO): zinc ion binding; nucleic acid binding
Source: RefSeq, a predicted model, not a curated record
CGCAUGCGCAGUGCGGCGGUUGCGGCGGUACGCGUGAGCAGGACGUUGAGGUCAGCUCAUUUGGACCUUCAGGAAGAGUGAGAGUCCUGAGCCUGCGGCACUGAGCUCUCUGCUUUGUAAAAGAUGGAUUUCCAGCACAGAGCCGGUGGUAAAACCGGCAGCGGCGGGGUGGCCUCUGCCUCAGAGAGCAACCGAGACCGCCGAGAACGUUUACGUCAGCUGGCUUUGGAAACAAUAGACAUAAACAAGGAUCCGUAUUUCAUGAAAAACCAUUUGGGCUCAUAUGAAUGCAAACUGUGUCUCACACUUCACAAUAACGAGGGAAGCUACCUUGCUCACACACAGGGAAAGAAGCACCAGACUAAUUUAGCAAGACGAGCUGCCAAAGAGGCAAAAGAGGCGCCUGCCCAACCAGCCCCUGAGAAAGUAAAGGUAGAAGUGAAGAAAUUUGUAAAGAUUGGACGACCGGGUUACAAAGUAACAAAACAGAGGGACCCAGAAACUGGUCAACAAAGUCUGCUUUUCCAGAUUGACUACCCUGAGAUUGCAGAGGGUAUUGGACCCAGACAUCGCUUUAUGUCUGCAUAUGAGCAGCGUAUUGAGCCACCUGACCGUCGUUGGCAGUAUCUGCUCUUGGCAGCAGAGCCCUAUGAAACUAUUGCAUUUAAGGUUCCGAGCAGAGAGAUAGACAAAUCAGAAAGCCGCUUCUGGACGCACUGGAACAGGGAAACAAAACAAUUUUUUCUGCAGUUCCACUUCAAGAUGGAAAAGCUUCUGCAGCAGCCCAGUGGACCAGCACCUCCUGCUGGCAUCAAACGUCCUCCUCCUCUGAUGACUGGCCUUGGACCCCGACCGCCUAGCGAAGCAGUGCCUCCCCCACCUCCUGGAGGCAUCCCAGGCAUGCCUCCCCUGCCUCCUAACGCCCCUGCACCUCCUCAGAUGGCCCAUGCUCCUGGCAUGCCUCCUCCUGGCACACUGCCACCUCACCUGAGACCACCAAUGCCUGCAGAAGGAGGAAUGCCUCCUCCAAACAACUGAGCAUGAAGCUUUGGAGAUCGUCUUUACAAUGGAUUUGUUAUGGUUUUGAUCGACGGUCUGUGAAUGCAAUUUUCUAUAACAGUUUAAUUUUUUGUAAAUAACAACCGGAGGUCCAUAUACAUCAGGAUGUUGGUUAUUUUUGUAAUGUUUUGUGACUAUAUUCCUAUAAGGAGUUUAGCCUAGCACCACAAAUCUGCUUCAAAUCCAUUUGGAACACAGUUUGAGCCUAUAUACAACUAAUUCAUACAUUUGGUAUGAUAUACAGCUGGAAUAAUCGGUUUGGUCAAACCAUUCCUUUAGUUUAAAGGAAUACUUCAGGAAUACUUGCUUCGGAACUUGUAGGGAGGCUUCUGUUGUAACUGUUUUGAGUGAACAGGUGUCCGUUCUUUUACUAAGUUAAGGGGAUUACUUUUUUCUGUGGUAAUCAAUCGUGCUACAGGUGUGGCAGUUAGAGCCAUGUUUAACACUGGAGUAUUCCUUUAAGCUUGCUUGUCAAUCUGUGAGUCUAGCACCCCCAUCAGUCCAGAGUAGUUGUUUUAUUUUCAAUAAAUGUCACGUCUGUAGUGAGGCUACCACAGCCACCUUACCAUAACAUCAACUUUUUUUAUUAUUAAAAUCUCAGAAACGAG